Messenger RNA from Lactuca sativa (garden lettuce), 141 nucleotides. Its product is annotated as wound-induced basic protein. The record is from RefSeq and is a predicted model, not a curated record. NCBI's taxonomy places the organism in Eukaryota, Viridiplantae, Streptophyta, Magnoliopsida, Asterales, Asteraceae.
AUGAUAUACGACAUCAACUUCCCAUUGUUCCGUUCCUUCCUCAUCCAGAAGGGAGGCUCCUCUGAUAAGAGGAAAACAGAGGAUAGACCUAAGGAGCAGAAGCCAAAGGCAAAUGAAAACAAACUUGUGAUGAACGAGUAA